Dictyostelium purpureum is the source of this 744-nucleotide messenger RNA. RefSeq lists its product as uncharacterized. The record is from RefSeq and is a predicted model, not a curated record. NCBI's taxonomy places the organism in Eukaryota, Evosea, Eumycetozoa, Dictyosteliales, Dictyosteliaceae. Gene Ontology annotation, cellular component: nucleus. The annotation marks the transcript as partial. Gene Ontology annotation, biological process: chromatin organization. The transcript is spliced from 2 exons.
AAAAAAAAGAAAAUACAGCAAAAAAGUAAAUUAUCAUUCGAUGUUGAAGAUGAUGAAGAGGACGAAGAAAAUAAAGAAGAAAAAGAUGUAAAAGAAGAAAAGAAAACAGAUGAAAAUAGUGAUGAAAAUAUAGAUAGUGAAAAUAGCAACAACAACAACAACAACAAUAAUAAAAAAGUGAGAUUUUUUGGUAAAGACCCAACAGUAAAUACAGACUUUUUACCAGAUAUAGAAAGAGAAGAGGAAGAAAGAUUAGAAAGAGAAAGAUUGGCAAAAGAGUGGUUAGAAAAACAAGAGGUUAUUAAAGCAGAGGAAAUAGAAAUCACAUACAGUUAUUGGGAUGGUUCAGGCCACAGAAGAAGUUUAAAAUGCACAAAAGGAACUACUAUAGAAAAGUUUUUAGAGGCUGCAAGAAAAGAGUUUAAAGAGCUAAGAGGUGUUACUGUCGAUCACUUAAUGUUUAUUAAAGAGGAUAUUAUUAUUCCACACGACUAUUCAUUUUAUGAUUUAAUUAUUUCAAAAGCAAGAGGUAAAAGUGGUCCAUUAUUUAAAUUCGAUGUUCACGAGGAUGUUAGAGUAAUGAAUGAUGCAUCUGUUGAAAAGGAUGAAUCCCAUGCAGCAAAGAUGGUAGAAAAGGGAUGGUACGAAAGAAAUCGUCAUAUUUUCCCAGCUUCAAGAUGGUGUGUUUACGAACCCGGUAUGGAAUUUAGUAAAUAUACCAUAUCAGACAAGUUAUCUAAAUAA